Candidula unifasciata is the source of this 966-nucleotide messenger RNA. NCBI's taxonomy places the organism in Eukaryota, Metazoa, Mollusca, Gastropoda, Stylommatophora, Geomitridae. The record is from the annotation of a GenBank genome assembly.
AUGGCAAGACAAUUCCAGCGUACCAAAUGUCGAUCCAGGUUGUUGAUGGGAGGUCUGCUCCUUUGUUUCAUUUGUGCAAUGCUGAUGGGCAUUGCUCUCAUUGUAGAAAGCGCGGGCCUUAGGAAAGUAUCUUUUCAGAAAAAUGAAGUGCAGUCAAAGUCAACCGCAGAUCACACUCUCUGUGUACUUGUGCCUUUUAGAAACAGAUUUGAGGAGCUGUUGGAGUUUGCCCCCUACCUGCAUACAUUCUUAAACAAGCAAAAUGUGAAACACAAACUUGUGGUCAUUAACCAGAUGGACAGUUACAGGUUCAACAGAGCCUCCCUGAUUAAUGCUGGAUUCCUGGAGACCAGGUCACAGUGUGACUACAUAGCCAUGCAUGAUGUUGACCUGCUGCCUGUGAAUGGAGCUUUGAGCUACGCUUUCCCAGAGAUGGGGCCCUUCCAUCUGGCAGCUCCUCAUUUGCACCCCUUGUAUCACUACAAGACAUAUGUUGGUGGCAUUCUUCUGCUGCAGAGUCAGCAUUUUGAAAUGCUAAAUGGCCUGUCAAACAAAUACUGGGGUUGGGGAAGAGAGGAUGAUGAAUUCUUUGUACGGAUGAAAAAGGCAAAGUUAACACUUGGUCGGCCAGGUAAUCUCACUACAGGAUACAGGUCAUUCCGGCAUAUACAUGAUCAUUUCAAGCGGCCCCGAGACCAGAAUAGAUUCUUUGAUCAGUUUGAGAAAACCAGGCGAGUAGACAAGGAAACAGGUGUAUCAACAGUUAAAUACAAGGUGGAUAGUGUGAAGGAUUUGGUCAUCAGUGGAGCUCCUGUGACUGUCAUCAAUGUCCUGCUGGUGUGUGAUCUGAACCUCACCCCCUGGUGUCUUCAGGCAGAAGAUCAUGCUUGGUACAAUAAAUCAGUAUUACAUAAGAAUGCACCCUCCACAAAAAUAAAAUCUAUAUCCACCGCCACAGCUACAUGA